GUCAAGUGCGCGACGCCUUGCGCGCCGAGCGAUGCUCCAUACAGCAUGCUUCGUCCUCAACCAACCCAUUUAAACCCCUCGUCGCCUAGGCUGGCUUCUCCCUCCUCAUAACCAUCACAGUCGUGCCCACGAUGCGCGUCUCAGUACUUCUUUGCUUCUCUUUUGCCUUUGGCGUAGCUGCGCUUGCGCUGACAGCCGGGGUUGCCGCCGUUCCAACGAGCCUAGCUGCGCAGCAUGUCAGCGACUCCCCUCCUCGCUUCCCAGGCGAGCUCGACAUUCAAGAUUCUGCGUUGAAAAGGAGGAUAGAGGAUUUUUCAAAUUGUGUGUCUCGUCCUCCCGUCAAAGAAGCGAAGACUCUUGACCUUAUGCGCAAGGUCCACAAACUUCACAAACAGAUCGAGCACUUGUCCGUCAUCACCAGCACUAGCCAUCAUCCAAGCACCAACACGACCCAGCAUCCAAGCACCAUCACGAGCCAAGACCGCACGCUGAUCCGCUCGAAGCGUGUGCUAGACCUGCGUAAGGAGGAGCUAUUCCGCAUGCUCGGGGGAGACGACAUCAUCGCACUCAGAGAUAGUCUUGCACACGACAAAACCGAACAGGAAGGGAGUGACAAGUGCUACAAGGCCCUGAAGGUAGUGUCCGAUCAUCUCGAGGCACCCUUGCUCAACAAAGUGAAACGCGCUUGCUUAGGACGCCUAAAUGGCCCCGAAGAGCGGAGGAUGAAGGCUAUGGUCAACCGGUACUGGUGUCUAUUGAUGUGGGCAGGAGCAGACUUAGACACAGACUCGGACUCUUUUAUGCAAUGA
This is a messenger RNA of Acaromyces ingoldii, 809 nucleotides long. RefSeq lists its product as hypothetical. The record is from RefSeq and is a predicted model, not a curated record. Lineage: Eukaryota; Fungi; Basidiomycota; Exobasidiomycetes; Exobasidiales; Cryptobasidiaceae. The coding region runs from base 132 to 809 and encodes 225 amino acids. The transcript has 2 exons.